Messenger RNA from Vanessa atalanta (red admiral), 6141 nucleotides. RefSeq lists its product as uncharacterized. Gene Ontology annotation, molecular function: protein-containing complex binding. The transcript is spliced from 46 exons. The record is from RefSeq and is a predicted model, not a curated record. Lineage: Eukaryota; Metazoa; Arthropoda; Insecta; Lepidoptera; Nymphalidae. The coding region runs from base 1 to 6141 and encodes 2046 amino acids.
AUGCUAAGAAGUGUCAGCGAACCGUCUCUGGGAACUUUUACUGAAGGGAAAUUCUUUUGGGAAGGACGACUCGGUGUUGUGACUCGGAUGUUGGUAAUGGCACCAUGGAAUAUAUGGUGGCAGGUUUUAAUGUUAUCCGUGAUAAUAUACAAGUACAUAGUACAUCUUCUUAUCGCUUAUUAUUUGAAAGAACCCCUGGUCUUUUUGGAUGUGAGCAUCAUUGUUGGCGAGAUAUUCUUCUUCUUGGAUGUAUUCAUACAUUUAUUACAUAUGUUUUGGCCUAUUUUACGAUUACACGUUAGACUGUACACGAGGAAUUAUAUUUUAUUAUCCUAUGAUGUCAUCAGUUUGGUCCCAUUAUUUGUUAUAUUUAAACACAAAAAUGGUUUCGACGAAAUUCUACUGCUUGGAAGAUGGUUGAGCAUCGGACGGAUAUACAGAUUGAUUGGUUUCUUCCAAAAUAUUAAUGAAAAGAUGCGGAGUUCGCGUAAAAAACUGUACGUAAUCGAGCAUAUAAUAUUGGUUGUUUUGGUGGUGCACUGUGGGACGUGUCUCUGGUACUAUUUGCACCAAUCAAAUUCUAUGGAGGAGUGGUAUUCAUUAGGAUUUUAUAUGAGCAGCAAAAAGAUAGAAUUCGACAGUUAUAUCUCAUGUUGGUACUACAGCUCAGGCCGUUUCUUCAACUGCAUUUUUGGUGAUAGCUUUCCACUGCAUAGUCAUGAAAAAUGGUUGACAUCGUUUCUGAUGGUUUUUGGGUGCGUUUUUAUGCGCUAUCGCUUUAUCGGAGGUCUCACUUGGGAACUUGUUUUGGAAAACAGUCGAUGGUCUACUUUUGUUGAACAGUAUCAUCAUGUGAUCGACUUCCUUAAAUUCCGCGGGGCGCCUUCAUGGUUGGUAGAACAGGCAAUGUUGUAUAAACAGCAACUUUGGAAAAUGAAAGAUGGAAUUCUGACGACUCCUCAUCUACAAAAACUCCCUGUACCCUUGAGGAUGGAGCUCAUUUUUGAUAUUAAUGUCGGACACUUUCACGACUCCUUGUUAUUAAGAGACAUGGAUGAAUCGUUCAUGCGUCAAAUUUCAUUGUUGAUGAAACACGAACUGUAUCUUGCUGGACAGUGUGUGUGGAACCAGGACGUGGUGAAGAAUGGUAUCAUUUUCAUCAAAUGCGGCGUGCUGGAGAUGUUGUCUGAUGAAGAUGAUGAAAGUCCGAUGAUUGCGUUCAAAGAGGGAACCGUAUUGGGAGAAAUAAGUUUAUUUUAUUCAAUACCAUCAAAAGUGACUGUAAAGGCCGCGACAUAUGUCGAACUGCAGGUAUUAAAGAGGACAGACUUUAUUCGGGCACUAACAGAUAAUCCGUACACGCUCCGACAAAUUCGGGAAAAAGUUGAAACAAGAAUUAAAAGAUCGAAAUCGAAGCAGAUCGCUAUCACUAAAUAUGAUAAAAACGAUUCGAGAUUGAUUAGAAUACGCUACCGACCAAUGAAGUUACUUAAAGAUCAUUUAAGUGGAGUCGAAGAAGAAGACCCUACUUUUGUGGAUGAUUCACACAUGUACUACAAAGAUGAAAAUAAUAAGAAACAGCGGAAAUUUACUACUGACUACUUGGAAUUAUACCAUAUGUCUAGUCAUGUUACUACGGUUGAUAAACCUCGAAUUUGUCUUCGCUCGAAUUUUCCCUGGAUUCUGGAACCGAAUACUGAUUUUACGAAUAUGUUCGAUGUAACUCACUUUUUGUUGGUGCUAUUCGUGUGUGUAAUGUGUCCCCACUGGACCGAUUCCUUGCAGUCCGACUGGGAGCGGGUCGUGAACACAAUCGUGAUUGCUGGCUUGUUGCUCAGUAUUUAUAUUCAACUCACUACCGCCGUCGUUGAGAAAAAUGUGAGAAAGGAAACAGUCAGAGAGAUAGCCGAGGAGAAAAUGUCCACUGUUGGUUUUUAUCUUGAUGUUCUUUCAGUCUUCCCUAUGUAUAUAUUUACUGAUACAUUAGACCCUAGCGGGGAAUCGAUUGCUUCUCAAAUAGCCGUCGUGUUCCCGAUUUUACAAGUAUGGCACAUAUGGGACUACUUAGAGAAAUGGCAGAAGAACUUUAAUACGAACGCUAAGUUUUUAUGUCUGAUGAAGUAUUUUUUACUGUUCAUCAUAUUCUGCUACUGGUCAGGGUGUCUUUUGUUCCUCUUCGCCUGUCCAAAAAACCUUUGUAGAGAAAAUACAUGGAUGGGCUUACUGAUUUAUUGGGAGACAAAGAUUUUCGUCAGAAACAACGCAAAACACGAAACACCUGUUUCUUCAGCCCUUUCGUUUGGAACAUCUGUUUUCACUGGAAGUGGGGCUUCAGAUAUUUCGCCAGGGUUGGAGGAUUUAGGCUUGGUUAUAGUUUUAAUAGUACUGGGAACGUAUUUGUCAUGUUUCUAUAUUGCAAAUAUAUGUUCCAUCUACGUUUUAUCAACACAAAGGAGACUAAAGUUUAAGGAAUCAAUGAGGGAGCUGUUUUAUUUCCUCUCCGUAAACUACGUUAGUGGUAAAAUCAAGGCGCGGGUGAAAAAAUUCUUUUGCGUUCAAUGGUACUAUAACAGCGCUGUUCUUAAUGAAGAAAUAUUUAAGGAUAUGUCGAGUAACAUUCAACAGGAAAUCUUAUCAUUAGAGACGAUUGAAAAACUUUUAUGUUGUCCGGUUUUCCAAAAUUGCAGUCGAGAUUUCCUUCAGACGGUUGCGUCUAAUGCCAAGACAAUAGUUUUACCCGACAAUGAGAUCGUUCAACAUGCGGGCGACAUCGGACGAGAUAUGUACAUUUUGAAAAAGGGUCAUUGCAAUAAACUAAAUUAUAAUGGAAAAAUUGAAUGUUCGAUCGGACCUAACAGUGAUAUUGGAACGGUGGAAAUGUUGUAUGGACUUCCAAAGGUGCAUACAGUCUUGACAACGACAAACUGCAUAUUACUGCAUGUUGAAUACACCGCGCUCGUGCGGAGUUGGAGCACAUUCCCUGACAUCAGUCAGCCUAUUAUGAACGUAAUCAAAGAUCCCACUAUACGUGAACGGGCGUCACAAUUCGAAGAGAGUAAACCACUUGUUGGUAAAAUAGACACAAAAACGAACAGAAUUACGCAAGAAAUAAAAGAGAGUUUCGUAGUAGUGAGUGGGCGGCGGCAGAGAGAUCAAUAUUUACUGGCUUUUGAUAAGCUAGGCGUUAUGAGAUACUUAAGAUAUUUCUUCCUUCCUGGAUGUAUUACUCCGCAUGGAUUAUUUUUAAAAUUCUGGUGCACAGUGAGAUUUAUAAUGGCCAUAUAUUACGUGCUGAUCGUACCCUAUAAUAUUGCUACAAAACAGAGCAGAAACAUUGGUAUAUACAGUUGGGUUGAUAUAGUAUUAUAUCUCGACAUUAUAAUAAUGGCUUAUGUGGCGUACUACGAUGACAGGUCAUUACUAAUAACACACCCAUUUUUAACCACAACGAGGUAUCUGAAGCACGCUUUUCUUUUGGAUUUCAUAAGCGUUUUUCCUUUCGAAGAACUGUUUAAAGUUGUGAAUGAACACGCCGAUACUGAUCUUUGCAGGAUUAAUCGUAUACUAUUGGUAUUCCGUAUCACUGGAGCCUUUUCAUACUGGGAGAGCGACAUUAUGCAAGUGAAUCAGGCAGUCGUUUUGCUCAAAUUCCUUCCGAUUGCCAUAACACUGGUCAACUUCGCAACCGCCUUCAUAUUUAUGAAUUCCUGCAAACCCUUCACGGUACCCACUUCAAGUUUUAUUAUGACGAAUUGUUCAAGAGUUCUGCUGUUUUCUGGAAAGAAGUAUAAGCCAAAAUAUGCUGUGGCAGAAUAUAUGCAAACCUUCUUCUGGACGUUUGAGAUAUUUGUUGGUUGUGGGUGUACUCCAGUAGCUCUUUCGAACAAAUUUGAUGUUUGGUUGGGAAUGGCUUUGCAAAUAGCUGGUGUGAUGUACUUCGCGUGUAUGUACGGUUACAUUGCAUCGACGCGUUCCGCAGCUUCGCAUGCUUUACUAUCGCAUAAUGAAAAAACAAGAGAUUUGGUUGAUUUUUUGAACCGACAGAACGUUGAUCCAAUGUUGACUGUAAAAACUUUGAAAUAUUUUGAAUACGUCUGGAAAAGAACUCACGGCAGCGAUCCACAGAAAAUAUGUCGAGGUCUAAACUCUGCGCUAAUGGAAGAUACGCUCGUAUUCAUGUAUGAAAGGGCGCUACGCGAAGUUCCACUGUUCGGAAAAGUCGAGCGCUCCUUCAUCAGAGUUAUCACGCAGCACUUGCAUGAAAUGUAUUUCCUUAAAGGAGAUACUGUGGUGCAGUGCAAGGAUAUGCAGACUAAGAUUUACAUUAUUUAUAGAGGAAAGGUAGACGUUUUAAGUUCAUACAACGAAAUGAUUACUUGUAUGGGUCCUGGUGGAAUGUUUGGUAAUUUUACGGGUCAAACAAUUUCAAGUUCUGAAGUUUCAAUCUAUGCUAGCAGAAACUUAGAUUUGUUGGUACUGCCUUCGCAAACAUUCUUUAAUUUGGUCAAGUAUUAUCCAAGAAUACAAGAGCCGUUGUACAAGGCAUUCGAAGUAUCGAAAGAUUACAUCCUACCUAUAUCUAUGGAUAACAUCGACGACGACUCCUCAGCCGAUUCUGAUUUCGAUUUGAUGUCGCAAGACUCUGCGUUUGACUCACGAAGCGGUUCCAGUAGAUUUGAUACAUCAGGUUAUUUGGCAAGUUCUCAAUCAACAAGCAACGUGAGUCAAGCGAAGUCAUCCGUCAGCGUCAUGACAUAUCAGAGCUAUUUAGAUGUCAAUAAUCUUCUGAAACCGGGGUCCAGAAUGUAUCAGGGCUUCGGUUACUUCACCUGUGUAAUGGUAACCGCAAAUUACGUACUGACACUGUACGAACUUGUAACAUUAAACGAUUGCUAUAUUAUAUUUUGGUUACAAUCCAUUUUCGACAUAUAUUUUUACGUCAAAGUUUAUUUAUCAAUGCAUCAGGGUUACCUCAAUCGACACGGCGAUCUAAUAAUAGAUUCAACAAAAUGCCGCGCCCGGUAUUACAGACACAAGCUGUGGGUUUGGUCAGAUGUAUUUACCAAUUUACCACUUGAGCUAUUUGGUUUCUGCUUCUCUAUUCCCAUUACUGCAAUGCAUUAUUUGAGGAUGAAUAAAUUGUUGAGACUAAAGUAUCUAGUUGAAUUUUAUCGGAAAACUUCAGCUGAACUUACAAAUAAUCUUACUACAUUGCAGUCCGCAAUGACUUUUUUCAUAGUCAUUUUGUUGUUGCACACGUUAACAUGUGUCUGGUUAUUGACCCUGAUUGCCUCUGCGCCUUUCAAUAUCAUACGGACUCUAAAACUCCAUCUGCUAGAUGACGAUACCCCACAACGCCAAUGGGACUACACGACAUCUUUAUACGUAAUAGUCGCGGAGCUGACUUCAACGGGGGGCGAUGAGUUUAUAGUAGAAGAUAUGUUUUCCAUGGUGAUCCUAGCUAUAUGUCUUAUCAGCGGUAAGAUGUUGGCCGCAACUGUGAUUGCGACUAGCAUGCAGGUUGCGUAUUCCACUAAAUAUGCCUUGAAUAAUUAUGAGAAAUCAACCAAAGAACUGAUCGAUGUCCUGAAGAACCAGGGAUUAUCAAACUAUCAAUUAAUGAAGUUUUGGAAAUAUGUCCGUCAGCUUUGGGUAACGGAAAGAGGAAGACAGUUGCCAGUUUUGGUAGCGGAAACUCCAUACGUGCUUCGUUGCGACCUGAUGUCUGCGAUGUUCGGCCAUCAUUUGCGGAGCUGUUAUAUUUUUGCUGACACUGGCGAACCGUUCCUUCGUCAGCUCACCGUGUUGUUAGAUUACUCUAUAUAUUUUCCAGGAAAUUAUAUAGUUGUAGCCGGAGAUAGCGAGGCCCGUAUGCAUUGGGUGGCAUCAGGGACUGUAUCGGUGGUAUCUGUGCGAGAAGAUCUCACUGAAACUACUCAUGAAAGCCUCGGUACUGGGGAUGUGUUCGGGAUUUUACAAGGUCUAAACUAUGGCUUGCCACAUUGUUUCUCCUACAGAGCAGAAACUAAGGUGGCCGUUCUUAGUUUAAGUUUGGAUUCCUGGAUCGAUAUCUUGCCUUACUUUCCAGAGGCAAAAAUAAUUAUUUCACAAAGAUCUGAUGUUCUGUUCACGAAAAUAUAA